AUGACCGUCAUCGGAGGAUAUCACUACGGUACAGCCCACGUUUCUCGUAUAAUAGUAAUAAUUAUUACCGUACACGCGUAUUACGUGCCGCCGACCUGUUGCUGGGUGCCGCAGGCCGUUGACGUUUACCACGGCGAAGAAGAUAUAAAUACGUUCAAUUGGACGGAUGACGAGGACGAUGAAGACGACGAUACAGACGACCUACUACCGGUACAAGCUGACGACAUCGUUUCGGCCGAAAAAAUGACUGCGUUUUUCGAAAAGUUGAAUUCACUACGCCAGCGACGCCGCGAAGACCGUUCGAAAUCGGCAGACCAUUCCUUGCAGAAGCCGUACAGGCUCGAUCACGGUGUACCGGUUGGAAUCGAAUCCCUAGACGAGGCUGCGGCGGCGGAGGACUACACGGCGAUAGAGGUUGGGAAUCGUGGCAUAUUUGAGAUACGGGACAGAUCAGCUGCUUCAGUGGUGACGAGUGGUGAAGAGGCGGUGACAGUAGUGACAAAUAACAAUUAUUAUUAUGAGUCACAGACGACCAAAACGGUCGUGGACGGUUACUUGCUAGAUGCUGCAGGUAGACCCCGGGUCAUGAAAACGGCUGCAGCCGUUAAAUAUUUGCACAUGGGUUGGAGAAGUGCGCAAUGCCUGUGGCGCCAGUAUCGGAAAGCUGUCACCGAGCAGGAAACGUUAGCUGUCCUCGAGCGGUUCAAUGAUUUCGUCCGGUUCUGGACGCCAGUGGUCGCCGUCUCGGUGGUUAUCCUGUGGUCCACGUUCGGAUAUUUUCACGAACUGUUAUGUUUUUGCGUCGCCGCCCCACCGGCUGAAUAUGCAAAAGAUGUGAACAGGUACCUGAUGAUGGUACCACCACACGUAGUAGUGACGAACAAAGGCAAAAUGUUCCGGUACCAACCGACGGCCGAAGAAAGUUUCCUUUGGGAAAGCGCAAAAAGAAUCGCAAAUUUCAAAAUAUGA
Messenger RNA from Macrosiphum euphorbiae (potato aphid), 969 nucleotides. NCBI's taxonomy places the organism in Eukaryota, Metazoa, Arthropoda, Insecta, Hemiptera, Aphididae. The record is from the annotation of a GenBank genome assembly.